Messenger RNA from Vitrella brassicaformis, 1239 nucleotides. The record is from the annotation of a GenBank genome assembly. NCBI's taxonomy places the organism in Eukaryota, Vitrellaceae.
AUGGCGUCUUCGGUGCCUUCGGAGGUGUGGCGUGGGCGUGUGGUGGCGUGCCUGCAGCUGCCUGAUGUGGCCUCUCUCCGCAACACCUCCCGCACCAUCGGCACGUCCAUCAUCACGGCCGCUCUGCUGGUGGAGCGCAUCGACGGCUCCCUCGCCCGCCACUCCCUCACCGCCCUCAUCGACAUCGACCGCACCGCCCCUCUCCCAUUCACCUAUGUGCUGCGGGUGGCCUAUGUGCUGGAGCAGGGCACCGAGGAGUGGCGUCUGAUGGGGUGGUUCAUCCGGCUGGCUGCCAUCUAUCGGCUCACUCCUGCCAAUGGGCUGCCCCUGGUGCUGUCGGCUCAGUGGCUGAUGGCCCACCUUCCCAGCAGGACGGCCUUUCACCAGCUGCCCGACGCCAUGGCCAUCUAUCGACUACACGGCCACAUGCUGACAUACCAAGGGACCAGCCUGGCGCUGCAGCCAGAUGACAACGGGGCCUAUUGGAUUGGCAAUGAGUCGUUUCGUAUGGUGCCUUUUGGUGAUCUGCCGGGCGGCCAUCGCUAUGCUGACGGCUACAAGCGCACCGACCCCGCCAUCCGCUGGGUCGACGACUGGCUCUUCCCCUCUUCCUCGGCAUAUCUGCUGGACAUGGUGCUAAGGCGGUGGCGCUGCGAGGAGGGGGUGAAUGAGAUGAUAGUGCUAUAUGCAGAUAUCGGCCGUGGUGACCCUCGUUAUGGCCGUCUGCUGACAUCGGCCAUCACAGAGGAUCUCGGCAUCGCUGUGGACUAUCGCAGGGAUGGAGGCAAUCUGAAUGCUGCUGACCAGACUGACUAUCGUCGUGUGAUAGUGAGCGGCUUCCGACGCAACGAGACCGUCGCCGCCUACCUGUGGGUGGCGGAUGGCAGCAUUUAUCUCUACACGACCGAGCCAUCUGCUGCUGAUGCGCCGGCACCAAUCGCUCAGCUCUCUCCUGAGUCGAUUUGUGCCGCGUCCGCCGCGGGCAUUCGGUCUCCAGCGUGACGUUAUCGAGAGGGGGAGGUUGGGGUGAGUGGUGAGUGGUGUUGGCGGCUGCUGUCUGAGGGGCGGCUGGGUUGUUAACCUAGAGGGUGGGGAGGGUCUGUCUGUGUGAGCAGUGGUGGAAGGGGAGGGUGACUGAGGUGCAUUUGAAUGGACGACGUGUGUGUGCCAUGGGUGGGUGGAUGUUGUACUCGUUUUUGAAAGACUCACCGACUGCAUGGCCUCACUCACAUGAAUGAG